Messenger RNA from Penicillium brasilianum, 932 nucleotides. NCBI's taxonomy places the organism in Eukaryota, Fungi, Ascomycota, Eurotiomycetes, Eurotiales, Aspergillaceae. The record is from the annotation of a GenBank genome assembly.
CCGCAAGCUGGAAAGCUUCCAAGCUCCCCCUCCUUUCUGGAUCUCCCACUCGAAUCACCACACGGCCACCUUUGGUCUUGCCAGGAGAUUUCCCUAGUCUUUGAUAGACUCUUUCACUCGCUUGCAAAGAAAGGGUUCUCCUUCGCCAGUCACUUCUUUCCUUGCCACCUACUUUCUGCCAUCCCACCACCCCACACCCUCCAUCACGCGCCCCGCUACGACUUGACCACAUUCGACAAGAUGGGCAGCCAGAAACGCAUAGCCAAGGAGCUGAGCGAACUCGUCGAGUCGCCUCCGGAGGGCAUCACCGUCGAAUUGGUCGACGAGGCCAAUCUCUACAAGUGGAAGGUGUUCAUGGAAGGGCCAGAAGGGUCACCAUACCAAGGCGGCAAAUUCAUCGUCAAUCUCACCCUACCCACCGAAUACCCUUUUAAGCCCCCGACCGUCUCGUUCGGAACGAAAAUCUACCACCCAAAUGUCACGAAUGAUGAAAAGGGGAGUAUGUGCCUGGGAAUGUUACGGGCGGACGAGUGGAAGCCUAGCUCUAAGAUCGCAGCUGUCCUACAGUUCGCACGCCAGCUACUUCAGGAGCCCAUGCCCGACGACGCUAUUGAAGGGCGGAUCGCAGAACAAUACAAGAACGACCGGAAGCGCUAUGACGAGAUUGCGAAGGAGUGGACUCGGAAAUGGGCUGUUUCUGAAUAGUUCUCAAGGAUGAUGGGAGAUGGGGACAAUCAUUUGAGACUUAGUCUAUAACCUGAGCUUGUUUGAGCUUCUGUGCGAAAUUUCAAUGUCAACAUCCUUGCUCUCACCUACAGCUGGGUGAGACAGGCCUGGAAGAAACGAGGGACUCGCUAUAGUCCUCGUGCGAUGAACAUAUACAAUUAAAGAAGAAUUUACCCGUUUUCAGCAGAUAUUUGUUUCGCAUGUUA